UUGGUACCCACAGAAAGGUCUUGUCACAAGGAAUACUCAUGUGAAAUAUCAAAGCUCUAUCUCUUACUGUUCAAAAGGUAUUAGCAAGGUUAAAGUUUUCAAAAAGUAGGUCAAACUCCAAGGUCAAGGGGUCAAAAAUGUUGGUCCCCACGGAAAGGUCUUGCCACGAGGAAUACUCAUGUGAAAUAUCAAAGCUCUAUCACUUAUUGUUCAAAAGUUAUCAGCAAGGUUAAAGUUUUCAAAAAGUACAUCAAACUCCAAGGUCAAGGUCACGGGGUCAAAAAUGUUGGUACCCACAGAAAGGUCUUGUCACAAGGAAUACUCAUGUGAAAUAUCAAAGCUCUAUCUCUUACUGUUCAAAAGUUAUUAGCAAGGUUAAAGUUUUCAAAAAGUAGGUCAAACUCCAAGGUCAAGGGGUCAAAAAUGUUGGUCCCCACGGAAAGGUCCUGUCACAAGGAAUACUCAUGUGAAAUAUCAAAUCUCUAUCACUUACUGUUCAAAAGUUAUUAGCAAGGUUAAAGUUUCAGACAGAAUGACAAUUACAAAAUGACAGACAGGACAAAAACAAUAUGCAUCCCCAUCUUCGAUCUCGGGGGCAUAAAAAAAGCGUUAAAUUUAUAACUAAAAUAUAAAAUAAAUAACUAAAAUAUAAACUUUUAUUUGCAGCGAUUAAUUUUCUCAACGGAGAUAGUUUUAAAUAAAUAAGAAAUUGUAAAGGACUGGUUUGUGGUAAAAAAAAUAUUUGCAAUGAUGAGGUUCUCAAUAUUUUCACAAGUUUCUCAAACGCAAAUAAUUUCAGCAUUUCACAGCCUCAAGACCUUGACCUUCAUGGCAUGACCUUUAAUAAAAUCAUACUACACCAAUAGGUCAUUAACCACAACAGAUAGAUUCCAGACAGAAGCUACAUAGGUACAGCCGUGACUGAAUGUACACAGACCAUCCCUCCUACACCUUCUCACUCGAGGGUGGAAUACCAAGCAACUGAAUAUCACCUUUGUUACUAAUGUUCAUCACAUACAUAUACCCACAAAUAAAAACAACAUAUGCACCAAUCAAUGUGAAAACAGCCCUCAUAGAUAUGUAAAAUAGCUGUAGGGAUCUAGCCUCCAGGGGUUUCUUAUGUAACACUAUAAACACGCAUGUUCAUUAGCAUACAAGACUACAUACAACAGGUAACAUAUCCUCCGAACGGGAAUGUAGCCUUUAGACAGGAUCAUAUUUCUCACCAGUUCACUAAAUCAUAGUUCUCUUUAAUUCUUGCUUUUCUGGAUCAAUUUUUGGGAAAAUAUACCGGUGGACAUUAUUCCAGACUUUUCGGAAUGAAACUGGCAAUCUGGAUUCCCAUUGGAUUAUGGAUUUUGUCUCCUUCAGUGCACAGCCAAUUAAGUAAUAUGGCUUCCUUCUACCCAACCUGUUCAACAGCAAACCGCAGGGCCAAAAGUGUUGUCUAUGAGAGUGCCUAUAGAGAUGCUUAUGAGAUGGAGUAUGAAUCCUCAAAAUCCGAGGCUAAAACAGCUGCUGUCGCUAAAUAUACACAGGAGACGUGUCCUGACAGGAAGGCGACAGAGAUCAACAACACAUGUGACCUCGAGCAGGCCAUAGCUCAGGCUCGCAUACAAGCUACCCAGAACAGAAACACUGCUUUAGCGAACGCGCAGACAGAAACUGCUAAAAGUCUGUUCACCGAGCUAGAGUUCUGCAUUGUUCUAACACAUGUAAAGGACUGUUCGAAAGCUGACAGUUGUUUCUACUCUACAUCACAUGGUAACAAAUGCAUCCCAGUUUCACUUGCUGUCUAAUCAAAAUUAAAAAUUCUUGUAUGAACAAAAUUGUCUAACUUCACUGCAUUUGAAUUUCUUUCCAAAACUAUUGAUCUGUUCAUAAGUGUUAAUGCCAUGUGUUCAUAUCCAAUAUUACGGAUUUGUUUGUAUUGCAAUAAACACAUGGAUACUUC
Ostrea edulis (European flat oyster) is the source of this 1954-nucleotide messenger RNA. RefSeq lists its product as uncharacterized. Bases 1320 to 1799 code for a protein of 159 amino acids. Lineage: Eukaryota; Metazoa; Mollusca; Bivalvia; Ostreida; Ostreidae. The record is from RefSeq and is a predicted model, not a curated record. The transcript is spliced from 2 exons.